AUGGAGCGGGAAAAUAGAUCAUCUUUUAUUGAUAAAGGGAAAUCCAUUGCUAGGGCUGUUACAGGAGAAGGAACUAGCAAGGUUGUUCCUGAUAAGGAUAUGAAGAAAGUGAAGAUUGGCAGUCGGGAACUAACAAGGAUGACAGAAGUUUGUACCAUAAUCUUUGUUGAGGUAUGGGUGUCAUUUAAAGCAGAAAAGUCUUGCAAGAUUUUUAGUUCUAACGCUGGAAUUCAAAAUGAUUUAUCUCAAGGAUUUAUGGAUGAAGGUAAAUGGGAUGAGUUUGGAAACAAUGAAGAUGGGGAAUAG
Molecule: messenger RNA, 306 nt
Organism: Lactuca virosa
Lineage: Eukaryota; Viridiplantae; Streptophyta; Magnoliopsida; Asterales; Asteraceae
Source: the annotation of a GenBank genome assembly